Momordica charantia (bitter melon) is the source of this 2704-nucleotide messenger RNA. RefSeq names its product patatin-like protein 6. Lineage: Eukaryota; Viridiplantae; Streptophyta; Magnoliopsida; Cucurbitales; Cucurbitaceae. Gene Ontology annotation, biological process: lipid metabolic process. The record is from RefSeq and is a predicted model, not a curated record.
GUCGAUGCUGCCAGAACGGUAAAAACAAAGUCAGAAAAGUCACGAACGAGCGAAACGGCGCCGUGUCAUGCGUGGAGAUUAUUAGUUCUCGCUUACAAAUGGAAAGAGUCAGUGGCCUGCAACUGCAGCAGGUUUCUUCUUGCAUCUUCCGUCUUCUUCCUCUGGCUCUGUUUCCAUGAUUUGGACCGAUCCCUCAUCUCUUUAGGAAGUGAAAAAAGUCAGAGAAAGGGGCUUUUCAAUUUCUACUCCUUUUUCGGAGUUGCGAACGAACGUCACGUUUCAGAAAGGACAAUCAAUUUCCGGAUACGGAUGAUCCAAACGCCUGUUUUCGCUAACAGAGUGAUUUGAAAUAUCAAUCGGUUGGUUGAGCAUUCUUGUCAAGACGACGUGACUUUUCUUUUUUUCUUUUUCUUUUGAUUCUUUUGCAAUUUCGCGGUUAUAUUGUUUUGCUUUCGUCUUGAAGAGAGUUUGUAGUGUUUUAUCGAUUGGAAAUUUAAAAGUGAAAGUCAAAUCUUGUUUUGCUGGUGUGGAAGUUGAAUUUGACUCGUUCUGGUUGAGCUGCGAGAACGAUUCUUGGCUCGGUGGGGUUCCGUAACGGAGUUUUGUUCUUCGGAGCUAGGCAUGCGAGGAAUGAGACUAGUAUAAUCUUUGGAAAGGAAACGAAAUACGGAACGCUGUAAACGCUGUUUUUCUUGUUGUUGUUUGCAUCUGGACGCACGAAUUUGCUGGCUGUUAAUUGAUUUGAACUGUGGAGUCGAAUUCGUUAGGAAAUGCAAGAGCCGAGUAUAGAUACCGAUAAGCUAAGUUAUGAAAUCUUCUCGAUUCUUGAGAGCAAUUUUCUCUUUGGCUACGACGAUCAGAAGCUAUGGAUUCCUAAGCAGGUAUCUCCAGCUGUAGAAGGCAAGACGAUAUCCGACUCAGAAACUCAAGCGCACGCUCAACCGGAAGCAACUCGGGGCGCUUCGUCGAUAAGAAACCAGAGGGGCAAGGUCUGCAUUCUAAGCAUCGAUGGCGGCGGUAUGGGAGGGAUUCUCUCAGGUAAGGCUCUGGCUUAUCUCGAACAAGCGCUGAAGUCGAAAUCGGGAAAUCCUGACGCCAGAAUCGCCGAUUAUUUCGACGUUGCCGCCGGAGCCGGCGUGGGAGGCAUUUUCACUGCGAUGCUUUUCGCAACUAAGGACCAUAGUCGGCCGGUGUACAAGGCAGAGGAAACCUGGCGGUUCUUAGCCGAUCAAGGCAAGCGGUUGUACCGCUCAAAUUCCAGUUCCGGCGGAGGAGUGAUCGGGCGGUUUUUCAAAAUCAACCGAACCAAUUCCACCAGUUCAGCCACCGCCGUUUUAGAAAAAGCGCUGAAAGAAGCAUUCACUGACAAGGGAGGACGGAGUUUAACCCUAAAAGAUACUCUAAAACCAGUUUUGGUACCUUGCUACGACCUGUCAACUACGGCGCCAUUUUUGUUCUCUCGAGCCGACGCCCUUGAAACGGAGGGCUACAACUUCCGGCUGUGGGAGGUCUGCAGAGCAACAUCGGCGGAACCGGCCAUAUUUGAACCGGUGGCGUUGAGGUCUAUGGACAAUCAAACCCAAUGCCUUGCAAUCGACGGCGGAUUGGCGAUGAGCAACCCGACGGCGGCUGCAAUCACGCAUGUUCUGCACAACAAACAAGAGUUUCCGUUCGUGCGAGGAGUGGAGGACCUUCUGGUUCUGUCCUUAGGAACCGGCCAGCCAUUCGAGGCCCGCCGCGAUUACCGUCAGGUCAGAAGGUGGAAGGAGAAGGAGUGGGUUCGGCCCAUGACUCAAAUCUCUGGUGAGGCCUCAGCCGACAUGGUGGACCAGGCCAUCGCCAUGGCAUUCGGUCAGUCCAGGAGCUCUAAUUACGUGCGGAUUCAGGCGCUUGGAUCGAGCUUAUUAGGCCAAGCUGAUUCUAGCAACUCCAGUGGUGUCAAUGUAAAAAUGCUGGUUGAAUUGGCAGAUGAGGUUCUCAAGCAGAAGAAUGUUGAAUCUGUGCUCUUUGGAGGGAAGCGGAUUGCAGAGCAAACCAACUUCGAGAAGCUUGACUGGUUUGCUGGAGAAUUAGUGCUUGAACAUCAGAGGCGGAGUUUCAGAAUAGCUCCCACUGUGGCUUUCAAGCAAGCUACCACCCAGGACAGUGCUAAGGAGCGUUCAUAAUAAAGAAAGGAAAAGAAGAUAGUUCAUAUAAAGGAUGUUGUUUUGGAGUAGGAUGUAAGAAAGAGAACAGGAGAGGCCAGGAGGAAGGACCUGAAAGAGAAAAAAGACAAAUGUACAGUACAAAAGAUUGGUAAUCUGUGUGAGAUACUCUUUGCCCAGCAGAGGACAGACAGUCUUGUCUUCUCUACCCAGGUACAUGGACAAGAAAAACAACAAGGAAAAAAGUGCAUGAAUUUCUUUGCUUUUAAAUUGAAGAGUUCAGUGUGGUAAAAGUAAGUAAAACAACCCCAACAUAUAUUUUAUUGUUUACAAGGGUUUAUUGCAUCCUAACCUCAAGAAACUUGAGUCUAGGUGGAGGUCUGCCCCUGUGAUUUGAGUAUUGAUCUCUAUUUGUCAUUUUUUUGGUUCCCUUUCAUCAAAAACAUAUACUAUAGUGCAAAAUAUUUGAAUGUGGCCAUUUGUAAUUGUAGCUGACAAUUUAUGCAGUAGUUAAAUGUGUAAUUCAAUUGGGUUCUAGUCCCUUCUUUAGUUGGUUUUGU